AGUAUCUCCUUUUAAAUUUUAGUAUUUCUUUGUGCGGUUUUACCUAUUUAUUGGUUUAAAGGUUUUAGCGUUAACUGGUGGUGCGUCCACCGUGGCGGCUAUCCAUGGUGGAGGCACCGCAGUGUGCGCUUUUAUUUAAUGACCAAGGUAAGGAAACAGGAAUAACCCGAAUGGACUUCUCUAGGAAAUUGAUCCAGCAGACGCUCAAGUUGGCUGAAACUUGCCUUUCAACAGAGGAUUUGAUUGAGGUCUCGUUUGUAGAUUUUGUAGAGUAAUCAAGACCGAAGGACCCAAUUAAGGCAACGGCUUUAGAAAGACGGCCGACACCGAGAGUCCGAUGGGGGAACGGAGCUCGGGUCCGACCUGCACCGCCAUGCGAGGUUGAGGAAGAGCCCUGUUCACAGGACAGUCUCUGAGCUUGGCUUUUAAAUGUUCGCCCGUUUUUUAUGCAUUGAACCGGUUUUUACUUGUUUGUACCCUUUUAAAAAUGGCUUACCUGUUGUUUUUUUUUUAGUAACCGUAUUUAUGAUCUUCACCUUCACCAGAACUUAUUUCAAAUAAGAAAUUACGUUUAUCGCACUAAAUGGAGUCUGGAAAAGCACAUUCUGGAGAAGAAAAUGAUUUUAGAAUGCCUGUAGUUUUUAAUCCCACACAGACGUGCUUUUAUACAGAAGUUUUUAGAACUUUUUAAACUGAGAGGAGAGCAGGAUUUGAACAAAACAAAAUUUUAUUAUCUCGGUUGUGCAGGACCGGGAACCAGUGACUCCAGUGCGCGGUCUCCUUUCCGGAGACGCCACGGCCCCCCCAAGGACACAGCCACCAAGAAGAAUCACCUGCGCCUCCGUGGACGAAGGAGCCGGUGACCCACGAACGGAGGUCCAAGCAGCGGCGGCCUGGCUCUCCGGGUGAUGCAGGAGAGAAGGAGCCUUGGGGAGACUUCCCCUCUGAGCACCAGCGCUGUUUGGAAGAACGGGACGGCCCCGAACUUUGUGAGCCAGGUGAUGGGCGGAGCCAACAGGAGGCCGGCUGUCUCUUCCUUCUCCAGAGGGAUUCAGACGGUGACUCUGAUUCCAGGAGACGGGAUCGGCCCAGAGAUUUCUGCCGCCGUGGUCAAGAUCUUUGACGCCGCUAAGGCUCCGGUCCAGUGGGAGGAGAGGAACGUGACGGCCAUCAAGGGACCCGGAGGGAAGUGGAUGAUCCCUGGAGACGCCAAAGAGUCCAUGGACCGCAGCAAGAUCGGCCUGAAAGGUCCUCUGAAGACGCCCAUCGCUGCCGGUCAUCCAUCCAUGAACCUGCUGCUCAGGAAGACCUUUGACCUCUACGCCAACGUGCGUCCCUGCAUCUCCAUCGAGGGCUACAGGACGCCGUACACAGACGUGGACCUGGUCACCAUCCGGGAGAACACGGAGGGCGAGUACAGCGGCAUCGAACACGUGAUCGUGGACGGCGUCGUUCAGAGCAUCAAGCUGAUCACGGAGGACGCCAGCAGACGCAUCGCGGAGUACGCCUUCGAGUACGCCCGGAACAACCAGAGGAGCAGCGUGACGGCCGUCCACAAGGCCAACAUCAUGCGCAUGUCGGACGGGCUGUUCCUCAGGAAGUGCCGGGAGGUGGCGGAGAACUUCAAGGACGUGAAGUUCACAGAGAUGUACCUGGACACCGUGUGCCUCAAUAUGGUUCAGGAUCCGACCCAGUUCGAUGUCCUGGUCAUGCCCAACCUGUACGGAGACAUCCUCAGUGACCUGUGUGCCGGUCUGAUUGGAGGACUGGGAGUCACUCCCAGCGGGAACAUCGGCGCCAACGGAGUCGCCAUCUUUGAGUCGGUGCACGGAACCGCCCCGGACAUUGCGGGCCUGGACCUGGCCAACCCGACCGCCCUGCUGCUCAGUGGCGUCAUGAUGCUGCGCCACAUGGGGCUGCACCAACACGCCGCCAAGAUCCAGACGGCGUGUUUCGACACCAUCAGGGAGAAGAAGGUGCUGACCAAGGACUUGGGAGGAAACUCAAAGUGCUCCGAGUUCACCACUGAAAUCUGCCGUCGAGUUCAGGACCUGGACUGAGACCAGAGUGCAAAGGGCGGGGCUCUGUGGCCCCUCCUCCUCUGAGGGGGCGGGGCUCCGUGGCCCCUCCUCCUCUCUGAGGGGCGGGGUUCCGUGGCCCCUCCUCCUCUCUGAGGGGGCGGGGCUCUGUGGCCCCUCCUCCUCUGAGGGGGCGGGGUUCCGUGACCCCUCCUCCUAUCUGAGGGGCGGGGUUCCGUGACCCCUCCUCCUCUCUGAGGGGGCGGGGCUCCGUGGCCCCUCCUCCUAUCUGAGGGGCGGGGUUCCGUGCCCCCUCCUCCUCUGAGGGGGCGGGGCUCUGUGUCCAAAUCAUUCACAUCUUGCAUGACGCACAAAUGAAACUUUACCAUGAAUGAGACUCAACCAAAUAUCAUCUGAUCGAUGACAUCAGCUUGUCUCUGUUGCUCAGUAAAAGUUUUUUAACGUUA
Molecule: messenger RNA, 2485 nt
Organism: Gambusia affinis (western mosquitofish)
Lineage: Eukaryota; Metazoa; Chordata; Actinopteri; Cyprinodontiformes; Poeciliidae
Product: isocitrate dehydrogenase [NAD] subunit alpha, mitochondrial
Exons: 12
Coding region: 909-2060 (383 amino acids)
Biological process (GO): isocitrate metabolic process; tricarboxylic acid cycle
Cellular component (GO): mitochondrion
Molecular function (GO): NAD binding; isocitrate dehydrogenase (NAD+) activity; magnesium ion binding
Source: RefSeq, a predicted model, not a curated record